UGCACUCAGAAAUGCUUUCACUUUUAGCAAUGCGUGUAUCGGGGAGGAACAACAAGCUGUCAAGGGUCAUUCUCGACUUUAUCUUAAAAUGUAGCUAUUAAUCGACCCAUUAGAUGUCGUUACCUUGUGCUAGAGUGCGCUGGUUGAUCCUAUCAAGGGGGAAGUGCUUUACAUCGGCCAGCAUUUACAGACUGAUCAAAGUCUGCACCUAACUCAUUUUUUCGUCUUUUUUUAUGGUCCCUGGAAUUAUUUGGAGAAGAGGGAACAACAAUGGGAGAUGAAACAGAUACGAGCCUUGAGGAGCUGCUGAAAUGCCCAGUGUGCCAGGACAUCUUCAGUGAUCCUCGGCAGCUGCCCUGUGGUCACAGUGUGUGCAUGAGCUGCCUGGAGAGGAUGCUGGACCACACCUCAGAGGUCCCCUUCCGCUGUCCAGACUGUAGGGGGAAUUUUGGAUCACUCCUGAGGAUACAGAAGAGCUACGCACUGUCCAGCAUUGCAGAGGAAUUCAAGCUGAUCAGGAAGAGAAAGGCCCAGCAGAAUAAAACAGUGUACUGUGACCUCUGCCCUGAAAAGAAGACCCUGGCCAAGAAAACCUGUCUGAAGUGUGAGGUGUCGAUGUGCAGUGAGCAUGCCAAGAACCAUCAUGAGCUGCCGGUGUUCACGGGACAUGUCUUAGUCAGCCCUCUGAGUGAUUUGCUGGAGAGGAAAUGCCCACAGCAUGAGGACAAAGUGCUCAAGUACUACUGCAGCACAUCCAGACGCUACAUGUGCAACAUCUGUGCCUUUGAGAAAAAGCAACUCAACCAGGCCACUGAGGCUUCCACUGUCCUGCGGCGACAGCUGACUGAGUACAUGGAUCAGCGCUUCAAAAGCCUGGAGGAGCAAAUGAAGGAAUCCAAUGAGUUGGUAAAAAUUCUCAAAAAAGAGAAAGCAAACCCUGCCAACCGGCCCCUCAACAGCGUCACCGUGGUGCUGCUUCUUCUGUGGUUUAUCGUUUUGUAUUACGCCUACAACUACUCUGUGGAGAACCAGGCAUUAACAGAAACGCUCGAGAUGCAGCAGAACCGUGUUGCAGAACUCCUGGUUGGUCCUGUAACGAGCCACCAUCCAGACUCGGAAAAUUCAGGGGUUCUAAGACUUGAUCUGGACUCAGCCAGUCCCUUCCUUGGAGUCUCCUCUGACCUCAGAACAGCAGAGAGAGUUAAAACCAAGCUUAACUAUCCCGAUGGAGCCAAACGCUUCGAUGAAGCCCCGCAGAUACUCUCCGCCCACUGCUUCUCCUCCGGUACUCACAUCUGGGAGGUGGAGGCUGAGGGAUACUGGGACAUCGCUGUAUCCUACCAGAGCAUCCAGCGCAAGAGCAAACACAACAGUGCCUUUGGAAACAACGCAGAGUCCUGGAGCCUUACACACAAUGGAAAAGGAAAUCUGUUUGUGUAUCAUAAUGGAGAAAAAACUGUGCUGUCUGCUACCCUGAAGAGCCAAAGAAUAGCAGUGAGCGUUAACAUUGAAGAUGGAAACAUAAUAUUCACUGCUGUGGAGUCUACAAUCAAGCAUCUGCACGAGUUCAAGACUAAUUUGACUGAGCCGGUGUGCCUUGGUCUGGGGCUCUACCGGGUCGACCCCCCCAGUAGAGCAUCCAUUGUCAAAGUCACAUAAUAAUCCUGAAACCUACAGUACGAUGAAGUUCAGUCACCACUGGAUUGCAGCUGCCAAAAAAAUAUUUAAGUCUUAAAGUGGAGUAAAAAAAUAAAGCCAAAAAUUUAAAAUUAAACUCAGGAAUUUAUUUUUGUAAAACAAAUGGUAUUAUAUGUACAGUAUGUGGUUAAUUUGUCAUUUAAUUAAAGAGAUUUUAUUUCAAUAUUUUUAAACUGGAAAAUAAGUUUUUAUUUAGAGUAUUAUAAAGUUGAGUCCUUGAGUGUUAUGAGUGAUUAUUCUGCUUAGACAUUCCUAUACUGCAUUGUUAGAACGUUUAAUGUUCAAACUAAAUAA
Molecule: messenger RNA, 1992 nt
Organism: Cheilinus undulatus (humphead wrasse)
Lineage: Eukaryota; Metazoa; Chordata; Actinopteri; Labriformes; Labridae
Product: E3 ubiquitin/ISG15 ligase TRIM25-like
Exons: 7
Coding region: 271-1659 (462 amino acids)
Molecular function (GO): protein binding
Source: RefSeq, a predicted model, not a curated record